AGAGGGAAGAGGGUUAUGGUUAAACCCCAACAAUCAAAAAACCCCAAAACACAACUCUCUCUCUCUCUGCGUAUCACAAUUUCAUUCCGAAUCAUCCUCGAAAUUCAUAUCCAUAAUCUUUGAAGUAUAUUUCUGAAAUUAAAUCCUAAGAACAGAGGUGAUGAUUUUGCUCCGUUCAAUUUCAGUGCUGAAUGCCAGCAGAUUAUCAUCUGCGCCUAAACUCUUCUUACCAUUGAAGCAUUCAUCAUCAUCUUCUUCUUCUUCAGCUGUGUUCAUAAGAUUUUCUUGCCAUAACCAGCCAGCUCGCAGUCGAAUUAGGGCUUUCGGAACCGCCGUAGCCGCCACCACCUCCGUCGCUGAUAAUAAGGGGUGUGACACAUUCUUUGCCGAAGAAAGCGUGUCAUGGACCUCACUAGGUGUAUCAGAUGAGCUUUCUCGAGCUCUCUCUAAUAUUGGCCUCCACAGACCCUCUCUUGUUCAGGCUGCUUGUAUACCAAGUAUACUUUCUGGGAAUGAUGUGGUGAUUGCUGCAGAGACCGGGAGUGGCAAAACCCACGGGUAUCUAGUUCCACUGUUUGACAAGCUAUGCAGGACACCUGAUACUUCUGUGGGUAUUUCAGCUGAACAGACGUCGCAUCAGCCCCAUCAGCUUUCUCUUGUUCUUUGCCCUAACGUUAUGUUAUGUGAGCAAGUUUCACGAAUGGCUAACUGUCUGUACGGUGAUAAUGGUGAACCACUUCUUAGGAUUGCUGCUGUUUGUGGGCGGCAGGGCUGGCCUGUUAAUGAACCGGACAUACUUGUUUCAACACCAGCUGCUCUUCUGAAUUACCUUUACGGAAUUGACCCUGAAAAACGUCGCCGUGCUGAUUUCAUACGUGGUGUGAAAUAUGUGGUUUUUGAUGAAGCAGACAUGCUGCUUUGUGGGAGUUUUCAGAACCAAUUUAUCCGUCUUAUAAAUAUGCUUCGUUUUGAUGAAAAGCUGUUGUCCCGGGCACAAAAUUCUGUAUUUGAGAAACCAGUUGACUCAACAUCUGAUACCCUGAUGCAUUGUGAACCAGAAGAUGAUCAAGAUCUGCAAAUGGAUACUAUUCUAGAAGAAGAUGAAGAUGCUGAGGAUGGUGCUGAUGCUGAAAGUUUGGGUGAAGAAGCUAAAGCUGAGGUCAUAAAGAGAAAAGACUGGAGGAGGGUUAGAAAAACAUAUGAGCGCAGUAAGCAGUACAUUUUUAUUGCAGCCACCCUUCCUGAGAAUGGAAAGAAAACUGCUGGAGGAGUGUUGAAACGGAUGUUCCCAGAUGCCAGUUGGGUUAGUGGAAAUUAUCUGCAUCGUCACAACCCAAGAUUGGAGCAGAAGUGGAUUCAAGUUACGGUUGACACACAAGUGGAUGCUCUCAUAGAUGCUUUGAACCAAGGAUUUAACUCUGAAAUGUUGAAUUCUGGUACUCAAGUAAGUCGAACCAUGGUGUUUGCUAACACCAUUGAGGCAGUUGAAGCUGUUGCCAAGAUCUUGGUAGGAGCUGGUAUGGAAUGUUUCCGUUACCAUAGGGAUAGCUCUCUGGAAGAGCGUAUGAAGAACUUAGUAGAUUUCCAGCAGAAAGGUGGUGUUUUUGUGUGCACUGACGCUGCUGCACGUGGUCUUGACAUUCCAAAUGUUUCACAUGUGAUUCAGGCAGAAUUUGCUUCAUCUGCUGUAGAUUUCUUGCAUAGGGUUGGUCGGACAGCAAGAGCAGGACAACCUGGUCUUGUUACAAGCCUGUACACUGAGUCGAACAGGGAUCUUGUUGUUGCAGUUCGUCAAGCUGGGAAACUGGGUCAGCCCGUGGAGAAGGCAUUUAGCAGGAAGAGGAGCUUCCGAAAUAAGCUUAAGAAGAGAGCUUCCAGCAAAGUCGGUGACGAAUCAUCUGUGGGAGAUAGAGUUCAAGCAUAAUAGAAAGGAGAAUUGAAGAAUUUGAUUGCCAACUUGGCAUACAGAGACAAUAGAUAAUGGUUAACCCUCUCCCUCAACAUUGUAUAUGUCGUUGUACUAAUUUUGAUUAAUAAUGUUUGGAUAAUUU
This is a messenger RNA of Ilex paraguariensis (yerba mate), 2051 nucleotides long. NCBI's taxonomy places the organism in Eukaryota, Viridiplantae, Streptophyta, Magnoliopsida, Aquifoliales, Aquifoliaceae. The record is from the annotation of a GenBank genome assembly.